AUGUCUGAUUUUGCUCUUCUUGAAUCUGUUCGGCGGCAGUUGCUGGACGACUUUGAUGCUCCCCCGGUUUUCUGCCGUAGAGGAAGCUUGGGUGAAUCCGGGUGGUUGUCGUCGGUGGAUGAGACACCCACUGUGGCGGUAGAAAUGGGUUUCUAUGAGUUUCCGGUGAUUUUGGAUUUCACGGCGGUGUCUCCUCCUCCUCCACCACCACCAGCAGUUAAGAGGAAUUACAGGGGUGUGAGGAGACGGCCUUGGGGCAAGUUCGCGGCGGAGAUAAGGGACCCAGCAAAGAACGGGGCCCGCGUGUGGCUGGGGACGUAUGAGACGGCGGAGGAUGCGGCGCUGGCAUACGACAGGGAGGCGUUCCGCAUGCGCGGGGCACGUGCCUUGCUCAAUUUCCCGCAUAGGAUCAACUCAGGUGAAGCGGAGCCAGUUAGAAUCACAACCAAUAAGAGAUCUGCUUCAACGGAUUGCUCCUCCUCCUCCUCCACAACAUCGGAAAAUGUCUCAUACUCUCAUCUAAGAGGUGGAAGAAGACUGCUUAAGCAUCAGUAG
This is a messenger RNA of Ipomoea triloba (trilobed morning glory), 555 nucleotides long. Its product is annotated as ethylene-responsive transcription factor 2-like. The record is from RefSeq and is a predicted model, not a curated record. Gene Ontology annotation, biological process: ethylene-activated signaling pathway; regulation of DNA-templated transcription. The transcript has a single exon. Gene Ontology annotation, molecular function: DNA-binding transcription factor activity; DNA binding. Lineage: Eukaryota; Viridiplantae; Streptophyta; Magnoliopsida; Solanales; Convolvulaceae. The coding region runs from base 1 to 555 and encodes 184 amino acids.